Syngnathoides biaculeatus (alligator pipefish) is the source of this 2617-nucleotide messenger RNA. RefSeq lists its product as uncharacterized. Gene Ontology annotation, biological process: microtubule-based movement. Lineage: Eukaryota; Metazoa; Chordata; Actinopteri; Syngnathiformes; Syngnathidae. Gene Ontology annotation, cellular component: microtubule; nucleus; kinesin complex. Bases 187 to 2547 code for a protein of 786 amino acids. The transcript is spliced from 19 exons. The record is from RefSeq and is a predicted model, not a curated record. Gene Ontology annotation, molecular function: ATP hydrolysis activity; microtubule binding; ATP binding.
UUGAAGCGCAACCCUCGAAGGUGAUUGGCUGUUGUUUUACUUAACACCAGAUUCGAGUUCAACCUAAUUGCCUGGUCCUCCAUUGUUUCCUAUGCUCCCAUCGAAGCUCUCCGAAAGCGCUUCUAUCGGAUCAGUAAUUUUAGGAAAGGAUUUUGUCUGCCUCUUAGACAACGAGAACUGCUGGAUAUGGACUUGACUUCUAUGUCACCUGUAAAGGAAACAUCGGGAGGGGCAGAGCAACAGACUAUGAAAGUCUAUCUCCGAGUCAGGCCUUUUUCCAAAGAGGAGCUCUCUGACAAAGAGGAUCAGGGUUGUGUAGUGAUAGAAAAUGACCAGAUGGUCACGCUGAAGGCCCCGAGAGGUUCUGCCACCUUGAAAUGCAGUGAGAGGGGUAUCGGCAUGUCUGUGCACAAAUUCUCUUUUUCUAAGAUUUUUGGACCAGCGACAACCCAGGCUGAGCUCUAUGACCACACCGUCAGCAGCGAGAUGUCUGAUUUCCUGGACGGAAACAAUGUGCUGAUCUUCAGCUAUGGUGUCACCAAUGCUGGAAAAACAUUCACAAUCCAAGGGACUUCAAAAGAGCCAGGAAUAUUGCCUCGAGUGUUGGAUGCGACCUUUCAGUACAUAUCGGGGCGGCAGUAUGAGGCCAUGGACGUGAAGCCGUACCUCAGGAACGAUGCAUGUUGUCUGAAUGUUGACCAAGUCAAGCAGGAGAAGAGUGCUAAAGUUGCAGUUUUUGCAUCAUUUAAAGAGGAAUGUGAUUCCUUGCACUGUUCUGAGCCUGAUCUCUCCUCUUCCUCUGACUGUCACUCAGUGACUUCAAGCCAUCUAACAGAUGAAGGAAGCGCCCAAUUUGCUUUAUGGGUUGCAUUCUUUGAGAUCUACAACGAGUACAUCUACGAUCUCCUUCAACCGUCCUUCUGCUCAAAGUCCAAGAAGCGCGCUGCUCUUCGCGUCUGUGACGACGGCGUUGGCAACGCUUAUGUCAAAGAUCUCCGAUGGAUCAACAUCCAGAGUUCAUCCGAAGCCAGCAAGCUACUACAGUUCGGCAACAAAAACAGAAGCGCUGCGUCCACCAAGCUGAAUCAGUCCUCAAGCAGAAGCCACAGCAUAUUUACCAUGAAGCUGCUGAAGAUGGAGUGCAACACAGUCAAAAGGAUCUCGGAGUUUUCGCUAUGUGACUUGGCUGGGUCUGAAAGAUGCAACAAAACCAAAACCUUUGGGGAGAGGCUAAAAGAAGCAGGAAACAUUAACAACUCACUCCUCAUCCUGGGGAAGUGCAUCACUGCUCUUCGCCAUAAUCAGACUGACAGAAUGAAGAGCACCUACAUCCCUUUUCGUGAGAGCAAACUCACUAAACUCUUCCAGGCGGUUUUCUGUGGCAAAGGAAGAGCGUCAAUGAUCGUCAACAUUAAUCAGUGUGCUUCCACAUAUGACGAGACACUCCACGUCAUGAAGUUCUCUGCUGUUGCCAAACAGGUGGUGCAGGUGAUCCCAGACAAGCAUCUGGAAUCUCUGCCUCAGUGUCUGGUGGCGCCGAACGGAAAAUCUCUGGUGAGGAACGGUGUGAUCGACAGGCAGGUCUUGGAAAGCUACCUGUCUGAAGAAGAGUUGCUGAGUGAGGAAGAUGACGCCGACAUGACCUUACUGACUCAGAACGAGCUACUUGAGACGAUCGAAACCCUCCGAGCAAAACUGUUGGCGGCACGAAGACGAAAUGUGGAGCAGGAGAUAGAGAUUCGGAAGGAAAUGGGCGACGCCAUGUUACAGCAGCUCAUGGAAAGCGAGGAGCUCCGCAGCCAACAGAUUGAAGAGCUGAAGGAGUCGUACCAAGAAAAAAUGGAGAACACUUUUGAGAUGUAUAAGGACGCUAUAAAGGAACACGCGUACAAGAGUGCCUUGAGCAACCUAGAAGACGACUACGUGCCUCUUGACGAGUUCACUGCAGAGCAAGAGAAAGUCGAGGUCCUCAAACGACAGCUUUCAGAGUUGUCAUCUGGUACCAGUGUGUGCACAGUUGCUACAGUGGACGCAUCGUGUCAGUGUCAACCGUUGAAAGACUUUGAAGUACCAGGGGAGGAACGUUUAAAACGUCUUUACAAGGAGAAAAAUGCCGUAGAACGGAUGUGCGAGGACAAGCAACAGCUGAUAUUGUCCAUGGAGAGACGACUGAUUGAACUUAGUGAAACCCUUCAGACGGUUCGAGACGGUUUCGUGGAGAAAUCGGCUGAACUGGAGGUUCUUCAGGUGAAGAGCCAAGAUCAGAAACAUCGCGCCAGGGCGUUCGUGCUUGAUGCCCCGCACUUUAAACCAACCUGGUCAAAUGAGGAUGUCCAUUAUCUGCAGCCUGAGGGGAGGAGUAAGCAACAAAAGGGCCUUGAGAGGAAAAAAGGAAACGGCAUCACUGUCUGCGAACAUCAUUCUCCAAGGGGAAUCCAGUCAAACCUCGUCUGUCAGCCUAUCCAUUGCUACCGCAAACAGGAAGGGGCUCAACGGAGAAUCCCGAUGCAGUCCCACCUCCACCUUAAGUGCAACUCUCUUUACUGAUAUCAAAAUGAACUAAGUACAGAUACACGGCCUUCCAUCAGUACAUAUUCUCCGAUUAUACAUAUUGUAU